UGUUGGAGAAAGGCUAUGGCGGCGCUGGUCGUGGUUGUGUCCUCGGUGGCGCAGGUGCGCGGUUUCCUGCAGCGCUGCUGGGGGCAGCUGUGGCGGGCCCUCCCCGACGCCGGCCAGACCUGGGCACCAGCAUUGGCUGUUCAGGCUCCAGCUGCUCUUCCUGAGCUAGCGGAAGAUGUAGGUGAAAGUAAUCAUGCUCCAAGCUUCUUGGAUAACAUUUUUUGGCUAGCAGCUCCCAAGUCGAGGCGGACCAUUGAGGUAAACCGCUGCAGGAGACGAAACCCCCGUAACAUGAUAAAAAUCAAGACAAAUAUAGAUGUUUGUCCUAAAUGUGGCAAUGUGAAACUGAAGCAUGUCCUUUGUAAAUACUGUUAUACAAAGGUUCAAAUGGAAACUUCUCUCAUAAGGGCUGAAAUAAAGAAAAAGGAAGGAGGACCAUUUAAUACACCCACUGUAGAGACUCUAGUUUUGUAUCAAGGAGAGAAACCCAGAAAACAAGAUCAAGGCAAACGGAUCAUUGAAAGAAACAGGAAACGUCCAUCCUGGUUCCCACUGAACUGAUGCCACAAAACUAUAGAACCUCAUGGUAACAAAACAGUCCAUACAUCAGGAAAGAAGAAGAUGUUUCCCAAUAAUAUUUUCAUUUUUUAGUUUAUUUAAUGCCAAAGUAGAAACUGUCAUCCUUUGAAAUCUGCUUCAUGAGCAUUUCCUUUCAUGUUAGAUCAUCAGAGCCAUCAAAAUACAGAAAAUUAGGAACAUGUUGGGGUUGGGAAGACCAUUUUUGUGCAUUAAGUACUAUAUAUUGUUGUAAUGCUGUCUUGAUGUUUUUGUAAAUUUAAGUUGUCCUUUUUAUGACCAUGAAACAGCAUAAAAACAUCAUAAGUGUAAAAUAAAGUAUAUAUAGCUCUAUA
Molecule: messenger RNA, 911 nt
Organism: Gavialis gangeticus (Gharial)
Lineage: Eukaryota; Metazoa; Chordata; Crocodylia; Gavialidae
Gene: MRPL32
Product: mitochondrial ribosomal protein L32
Exons: 3
Coding region: 16-561 (181 amino acids)
Biological process (GO): translation
Cellular component (GO): mitochondrial large ribosomal subunit
Molecular function (GO): structural constituent of ribosome
Source: RefSeq, a predicted model, not a curated record